Messenger RNA from Strongylus vulgaris, 537 nucleotides. The record is from the annotation of a GenBank genome assembly. NCBI's taxonomy places the organism in Eukaryota, Metazoa, Nematoda, Chromadorea, Rhabditida, Strongylidae.
AUGUUUGAAGGCAAGAUCAUGUUUUCAAGUUUUUGGAAUUUUGCUGAAAGACUUUGUCGACUCGUCAGUCUUAAGAACACUGGUUCAUUUGCCAUUAUUUCUUUUUCUUGUAAACGAAGUAUAAAUGCCCUUAACUGUCCAUCUGGCUAUGUUAUUGGAACCGAUAGUUUAUGUUAUAAGGUUUACGACACUCACUCUAGCUACCGUGACGCUUCAGCUAAAUGUCUUAGCGAUGGUGGUCAUUUAGCCUCAAUUCACAAUGCUUUUGCUAACAGCUUAGUUCAACAAUUAGGGCAAAAUGCUGGUACUGUGAUUUGGUUGGGCCUGAAUUGUCCAGACACAAACGCGAACAAUUGCCGAUGGGUUGAUGGCAUGGGCACCCCAGCGACGUACAAUGCCUUCUACCCAGGUAACCCUAGCGGAAUUGGUGAAUGUGUACUUAUGAUGAUCAGUGGAGCAGCAAAUGGUAGAUGGGUCACAGGUGAUUGUGACAGUAUGCAAAUUGGAUUCGCAUGUCAGGUAGAUGUACAAAGUUAG